AUGUUCAUGUUUUCAAAAAAAGCCGGUAUUGACCACUCUAUUAGUAAUAGCAAUGCAACAGAUGGAACUUCCUUUCAAAGCUCAGAAAUAUCUCUACCUCGUGUCGUUCGUUUCUGGAUUCUUAUUCUACUCGAUGUUCCAUCUGUGGCAUGCACAUUUUUUCUACUCUUUCAUUUGAUUGUUAAUCGUGCAUUACGACGUGAAAUAAAUAAUCAUACCAUCACUAUUCUACUCAUAUUCGGACUACCUAGUCAACUCAUUGAUAUUACAUUAUAUCUUACGUUUAUUACUCAUGGAGGCAUAGUCACUCCAACGAGACCUGCGACAUGUCUUAUUUGGUGGCUCGCUACAUUUGGGUUCUAUAAUGGCGGUACAAUUUUAAUGGCUUGGGCUGCUAUCGAGCGAUAUAUAUUAGUGUACCAUGAUCGAUUGGUUUCGACUAGUCAUAAACGUUUGCUUGUGCAUUAUCUUCCUUUGCUCAUUAUUAUUUUUUAUGCGGGCAUCUUCUAUGGUAUUGUUAUUUUCGCACCACCAUGCGAGAACAUCUAUGACUACAAACUACCAAUAUGUAGUGCGUACCCAUGCUAUCAGUCUAAUAGUAUGCUUGGCAAGUGGGAUUUUGGUGUCAAUAAUAUUGCACCUACUGUAGCUGUUGCGGUUUUUAGUAUAUUGCUUCUAGUUCGUGUUUCAUUGUUGAAACGUCGUCUUCACCAACGAACACGAUGGCGUAAGCAACGUCGAAUGAUGAUACAACUAUUAUCAAUCUCGAGUUUAAAUUUAACUUUCAACCUGCCGCUGAACAUUCUCGCUUUAGCUCAUGUAUGUGGUCUACCAAGCAAUGUUGGAUUUGAAGCAGAACAGUACUUUUAUUUUUCAUGUUAUUUUCUAGUAUUAUCCUUCCCUUUCGUUUGUUUAUACCAAUAUCCUGAUUUGCACCACAAACUGUUUUGGCGACGAAAAAAACGAUCAGCUACGGUUAGACCUUCGAAUGCAGUCGUAAAUACGCGGAAAUGUGCUGCUGUUUAA
Messenger RNA from Rotaria socialis, 1026 nucleotides. NCBI's taxonomy places the organism in Eukaryota, Metazoa, Rotifera, Eurotatoria, Philodinida, Philodinidae. The record is from the annotation of a GenBank genome assembly.